CUGCCUCUCAACCCACCGAUACUCGCAUUCUCGACCGCAUUCUCCCAACUUACUACUACAGCACCGCUAAACCGUCACACACAACCUCGCCGCUACCUGCCGCCAGCAGCCAUGGCGAAUGAUGAUCAGCUCAAGCUCACAUUCGCGCAGGUGCUGAAGAAGAAUCUUCCCGCAUCUACUUCGCUCGAAGAGCCGGUUGUCGCGGAUUCGCAUAACGGCGAAGAGGAUAGCGCGGAGCAGACCCCAGCAACCGACGCCCCGCCUCAGCCUUCAACUCCAGCGUUGUCAGCAGCCAUAGACAACAUCACGGCCGAUUUUGAGAAGAAGGUGAAAGAGUUGUUUGAGAGAAGACAGCGAGAACGAGAGGCCGAUUACACGCCCACCCGGAGGGUCCUGAAGUCCUCGAGGUUUACCUCAGCGGGCACUCGAUCCCCUUCCGCAAUUCCCGACCGCUCUCCUCUUCCACAAGUUCCAACAUCACUGCGAACAGUCGCCACGACCAGCUCAGCCCUGGCUCGACUACUACAAGAAGCAGCGCCAGCCCCGCCUCAAGACGAGGGUGAAAGUGGGGGCUCCGACAGCAACGUUGCUCCCAUGGCGCCCAUUGCCCCGCCGUCCACCGAUUCCGAACUUAGCGACGCCUCCGAUAACGAGAGCUUGCUCAACGACGACCUGCAGUUGCUACCACAAGAGUUCAUCGUCCCUCUCCCCAUAGAGGGGCGGCAGGUUAGCAUGUACAGAGACGCGAUCAACCACAGCAAGGACAUACUGAAAGCCUUUGCUAAGCACCCUCAGGGAUUUUCUGAGCAACACAAGGUCGACGAGGUACUGCAGCGGCUACGUUGCAUCGAGACAUACAUGGAUCUUAUCUACAGCGAAAGCUGCACCUCGCAAGUCAUCGGAGCAUCCACACAUGUUCAACAACAGGCGCAAUGGACCCUCGACAAUUCCGUCAAGUUCAGGUUCUUAGGAACUCUAUUACACAAACUACGGGAGCGCGACAUGCAUGUCAUACUCGUCAUUGAGAAGGACGAUGAGCGCCUGUUCGACAUAGUCGAGACGUUCCUGAAGGGCAAGUUCGUUAACCUCAAGUCUCCCACGCGUGGUCGACAAGCGGACCUCGCACAUGUUGAAGGCAAUGUAAUGGUGACAGUGCUGUCGAGCAACUCCAGCCCCGUUGUACGACCGCCAGAUCUCGUCGUCUGCCUUGAUGGCUGCCUCGAAGCCGCACAGAUCCGGAAGAAGAGUUGGACUAUGACCCCAGAUCGAUCUGUGGUUCCGCUCAUUCACCUGGUCAUUCCCAGGACUGUCGACCAUAUCCAGCGAUACGUCUCUCAAAACCUCAGACGACUGCACACCAUCAUCGCAAGCCUGGCACAAUUCCAGGGUGAAUAUGGACACGCAAUGUAUGCGCAUAGUCCUCGAACAGAUGUCGCAGCUGAGGGCGUCGUUGCUUUCCUCGUCGCAAGCGAAGAAGACGGUCAAGCGCAGGCUGACUGGCCUCUCCCGACCAUUAGUAGCAUUAAGGAGUUCCAAUCACAGCAGUCACAAGAAACUAUCACUUCGCCGCCGCCUGGUCCUGCGGCAUCAGCGAAGCGACCCUUGGAUGCCAAGGCCCUCCAUCCUGCCAAACGCAUGCGCUCGGCGCUACAGCCGCAGACAAGCCCAACCCAGCUCGAGCGAGAUUAACGAGAUCACGCACAUGGUUAUGGACGAUCAGAGAAAGCUUUGAAAACGUACUGCUGAUCCGCCCAGAGGGGUUUCGUGAUACGUUGUUGCAGUUAUUUUGCUUAGGGGAAGUUGAUAGUGCUAUUUUGAAUAGCGAAAAGCGUGCCAUAUCUACUUUGAGGCUAAAGUGUAUUAACUAUUGAUUGAUUUCGGU
Messenger RNA from Trematosphaeria pertusa, 1882 nucleotides. RefSeq lists its product as uncharacterized. The record is from RefSeq and is a predicted model, not a curated record. Lineage: Eukaryota; Fungi; Ascomycota; Dothideomycetes; Pleosporales; Trematosphaeriaceae. Gene Ontology annotation, cellular component: HDA1 complex. The transcript has 3 exons. The coding region runs from base 112 to 1689 and encodes 525 amino acids.